Messenger RNA from Coniophora puteana RWD-64-598 SS2, 1742 nucleotides. RefSeq lists its product as uncharacterized. The transcript is spliced from 6 exons. Gene Ontology annotation, cellular component: centrosome; nucleoplasm; cytosol. NCBI's taxonomy places the organism in Eukaryota, Fungi, Basidiomycota, Agaricomycetes, Boletales, Coniophoraceae. The record is from RefSeq and is a predicted model, not a curated record. Bases 58 to 1470 code for a protein of 470 amino acids.
GGCGCCAUCAUUUCCACUGGCUAACGGCACAUUUUCCUGACCACCUCAAACAGUAAAAUGCCGACGUUGCAGCGCCAGAGCACUGAUAUCCUUUCGGAUUUGCGUAUACCCUCAGAGUUUACGGCAUACGAAAAGAUCGCAGAGGUGGAGACCCUCCGGCGAUUGGAAGAAUGGAAAGCGCGUGCGCAAGAGGCACUUCAAGAACUCAGAGAAAUGCUAGUGCGCUUGGAAGGGACAGAUACCUCUCAGGAAAUUAAAGAGGGUAACUCAGAUGAUCGAAACAGAUCAGGGCAGUCGAAGAGAGUUCGGGACGAUGCAGCAGUCAUCCAGGCCGUUGCACCUUUCGCCGAAGAGGAACUAGGAGUAAGCUCGACCCCGUGGACGACGCCGUCAUCGCGUGCCCAUGCCCAAGCCAUACUUGCACCGUACGAUACCCUUCCCGCCCCACUUGCCCUGGAGCUUUUGACGCUUGUCAAGCCGAUCUUCGCGAAGAACCUACACCCACGUCUACAUCCCGAGACCGCUCGUGCCCUCGCACGGCCUGCAGGCGGGGAUGCAGCAACGCAGGACUACUUCGAGGCCCAGGAAUGGAAGAAAUGCCCAGGCAUCGGUGGUUUACUCGCGUGGAUCCUCACUCGGAUGGAGGCCGAGGCGUAUGAGCGGGCUUGGCCAUUGGUUAUCCCGCCUAUGAUGGCGUUCAUAGACGACUACGAGCCUCACCACAAGCUUGCCGGCGUACGCAUCGUCGCUCGCAUGCUCGAGCGCGUUCCUCCUGAACUACUACGCCGAACUGGACUCGAUGCCCUCUUGAACAACUCCCUUUCUUCUGCAUUCCGCUCACUUCACAGCGAUCACACACCCGAUCUCCUGCGAGCUACUGUUCCUACCCUUCUGCUGCUCACAGAUAAGAGUACUUCACCGGCAACCGAGACUCGCGCAGAGCGCCUCAGCGCGAUCAUUGGCGACGGGCUCAUCGGCACCGUAUGGACCUACGCAUACAGGGACCCAGAAACGCUUGCCGCGGCAACCGAGAUGGUUGCAGUUGUCGUGCAAAGGAUUGGGAUUGGUGCUGCACGAUGGUUGAAGGCCAUAAUCCCACAACUCACUCACGCCCUGGCCGCAUCUGCUAACGUUGGCAUUGAUGCUGGGCUUCCUACGGUUCCCAUGUCCAGACUGCUUCAAGUUGCAUCAGCGCAGACAUUGGCCAUCGUUGUCGAAGUAUGUGCUCCACGCAUGGGGCGCUGGCGGUACACUAUUCUGGAUGGCGUCGGACGCUGCUGGAUCUCGCUCGAAGACCGGCUCCGUGAAGGCGAGAAGGAGGGCCCCGAGGAAGAUGUUCUCCGCAUAGCGCUCAAAGGGGUGGUCAAGAACUUGCAAGCAGCAUGCGAGGAAACCACGAAGGACCUUGUCGAGUUAUGUGUUUUCGAUGACCACCUCUUCGCUGGGCUCUUGCCAUCCACCGAAGCAUAAAAUUUAAAAAAUUAAGAAGAAGAAGAAAAGAAAGAAAAAACCUGCAAACCAUGCUGCUUGCACUUUCUGUGUAGCGCUUUGGAUGCAAAGAAUGCUCUAGGCGAUGCUUCCCGACCCCACAUGCCCCCAACUGCUGGCUGUAUUCACCCCCUGGACGUAUCCCAGACUUGAGAUAGGACUGCAUAUCUCCUAUAGUGCGCAGGUGUCUUCAGCCCUAUGUCAAUAAUGACUAUUUGUCGCCACAUGCACGGAAUUGAGGUCUUAUGGUCAGC